Carya illinoinensis is the source of this 1121-nucleotide messenger RNA. Its product is annotated as putative HVA22-like protein g. The transcript has 7 exons. The record is from RefSeq and is a predicted model, not a curated record. Lineage: Eukaryota; Viridiplantae; Streptophyta; Magnoliopsida; Fagales; Juglandaceae. Bases 206 to 970 code for a protein of 254 amino acids.
AUUGAUCAUGGGGUUUUUUUCAAUGUUUCAAACUGUUUCCGAUAGUUUUCCAUUGGAAAUGAGUGUUUUGAUCCCGUCAAAUGGACAUUAACCACAGAUAAUAGCUCCUGUUGUGUGGUUUUCCUUGUUCUCGACAACUUUGUUUUGGUUGAAAACAUUGAUGCGAACUUUUGGCGGCGGGUGUUUUGACGUGUAGGGAAUAAAAAUGUUGGGGGGUUUCAUAAACAGAUGUCUUCUGUUGCUUCUUGGGUAUGCAUAUCCUGCAUUUGAGUGUUACAAAACCGUGGAGAAGAACAGGGUGGAGAUCGCAGAACUCCGUUUUUGGUGUCAAUAUUGGAUUCUUAUGGCAAUGCUUACGGUUCUUGAGAGGAUCGUGGACAUAUUCAUGAGAUGGUUUCCAUUGUAUGGUGAGAUGAAGCUGGCACUUGUUAUCUAUCUAUGGCAUCCAAAGACAAAGGGAACUGGUUAUGUGUAUGAGACCCUGUUCCGGCCGUAUAUAGCAAAGUACGAAACAGACAUCGACAGGAAAUUGCUGGAGUGGAGAAUACGAGCGUGGGAUUUGGCCAUUUUCCACUGGCAAAACUGCUUGCAAUUAGGGCAGUCGGCAUUCUUCCAGGUGCUGCAGUACUUGACUGGUCAGUCCGGAAGGUUCAACAACACUAGAAAUGAGAGGGCCGAGAGUCAUGGUACGGGAACUUCCCAGCCUAACCCAAAUGGUGCACCCAACAGGCAAGCCAGUCGGUCAGGCAAGAUCAAGAAGUGGCCUCCGAGUCCGACAGAGUCGACACAGCCCGGUGGCACAAUCAACCGGGUCAUUGUCGAGCGAACCAAAUCCAAUGUCGUAGAAGUUCAUCCGGACAACCAAGCAGAGCACUCGCACGCUGAAGACGCGUCCGACCCGGAAAACCACUCGAGCUCAAAGCCACACCAAGCUUUCCUAAAGUUUAGGCGCUCCAAAACACACAAUUGAGAAUUGUACAAAUACCUUAGGUUUUUGGUCGGUGAAGCUCAGAUUCCUGAAUGAUAUAUACCUUAAUUCUUUUCGGAGAAGUUGAAUAUUCAUUUAAUUCUUCUCCUCCGGUGAUAUAUGUACAUAUCCCCGUUCCUGUGGGGUUUUCGUU